AUGGAUAAAUAUAAAAUACAAAAACAACUUGGUGAUGGGACAUAUGGAAGUGUAUUACUUGCUCAUAUUAAAGAUUCACCACAAGAAAAAGUUGCUAUUAAACGAAUGAAAAAGAAAUACUAUUCAUGGCAAGAAUGUAUGGAUUUACGAGAAAUCAAAGCUUUACAAAAAAUUCGUCAUCCAAAUGUUAUUAAAUUAAAAGAAGUUAUUCGAGAAGAUAAUAAUUUAUAUAUGAUUUUUGAGAUAGCUGAUUUUGGUCUUGCUCGUGAACUUCGGUCGAGACCUCCUUAUACUGAUUAUGUUUCUACACGAUGGUAUCGUGCUCCUGAGGUGCUACUUCGUUCGACUUCAUACACGUCUCCAAUUGAUAUAUGGGCAGUUGGAUGUAUUGCUGCAGAAUUAUAUACAUUAAGGCCAUUAUUUCCUGGAAGUAGUGAAAUUGAUCAAAUGUUUAAAAUUUGUGCUGUUAUGGGUACACCGAAUAGAGAUGAAUGGCCUGAAGGUCAUAUGUUAGCAGCUAAAUUAUCAUUUCGUUGGCCACAAUGUGCUCGAACAGAUUUAAAAAAAAUAAUUCAUAGUGCAAAUAAUGAUGGUAUUGAUAUGAUUAAGGCAACACUUGAAUGGGAUUCGAAACGACGACCAAAUGCAGCACAAUGUUUAAAACAUCCAUAUUUUAAAGUAAGUCAAGAUGCAACAACAACACAUUUACAUGUAUCAACCAGUAAUGAUUCGCCAUCAAUAAAUUCAGCAAGAUCUCGUGAUUCCAAGCCAAUAUUUGCAGAUGAUUGGGACGCAGAUGGAAACAAAACUCCAUCGAGUCCCGAUGAUAUGCAUGAUAUAGAUGCAUUGUUAAAAAAAAUGGAACAACAGAAAAAACCUAUUAUAAAAGAAAAAAAUCCUCAACAAGAAAAAUCAGCAAUACCAAAUUUUUCUACAUUUCAUAAAAACGAUGCACCGAUCUCAGAUAAUCAAAAAGGGAAUAUACCAAAUCCAAAUUUUUCUUUUGCUACUGAACAACGUCGAACAUUAAAUUUUAAACAACCAUCUAAAAUACAAGUUGAUCAAUCGUUGGAUAUAGAUGAUAUUUUAUACGGUCGAUCAAUUCAAUCACAACAACCAUCACAUUUAAAACCUUCAAUACAACCAGUAAAAAAUUCAGCUGCAUCAACAAGAAGAGAUAGUUUAUCAGAUUUAUUAAAUGAAGAUCGAAAAGUAACAACAAAAAAUCAUCUUAAUCAACCAUCAAAUAUAUUUACACAUAAAGUAACAACAAAUGUACGUGGUAAACCGGUCAUUGAUCUUAAUCCAGAUGAUUUUUUUUCUAAUACAAAUAAUCGAGAUCAAAGUGCAACUAAAGCAUCAUUAGCAACAACGAAAACAUCCGCUAGCCAUUAUUAUUUAGGAAGUUCAAGAUAUAAACCAGGUGAAAUUUUUAAUAUUUUAAUUAAAAAAAGUCUUUACUCUUCAAUUAUUUUAGGUAUUAUUCCUAAACAAACAGUACGUAAUGAUGGGUUUAAUUGGCUUACGGAACCAUCAAAUAAUAGUAAUGCAGCAGCUCGUGGUCCAAAAUUAUCAUCCUAUGUACCAACAUUUGGUGAUCAGAGAAAACGUAUGCUAGAAAACGUUUUUGCUUUUUAUUCUUGUUUAUUAUCUUGUAUUUACUAUAUAGCAGCAGCUCAACAAGCUCCAACAAUUUUUGGUGAUUGGACUCGUCAUGGUCAAUAA
This is a messenger RNA of Rotaria sp. Silwood2, 1725 nucleotides long. Lineage: Eukaryota; Metazoa; Rotifera; Eurotatoria; Philodinida; Philodinidae. The record is from the annotation of a GenBank genome assembly.